Phanerochaete carnosa HHB-10118-sp is the source of this 345-nucleotide messenger RNA. RefSeq lists its product as uncharacterized. The record is from RefSeq and is a predicted model, not a curated record. The transcript has a single exon. Gene Ontology annotation, cellular component: endosome; trans-Golgi network. NCBI's taxonomy places the organism in Eukaryota, Fungi, Basidiomycota, Agaricomycetes, Polyporales, Phanerochaetaceae. Gene Ontology annotation, biological process: phospholipid translocation; retrograde transport, endosome to Golgi. The coding region runs from base 4 to 207 and encodes 67 amino acids.
UCAAUGACGUUUAGAUUGUGCCUGUCUAUCCUCUUCCUCAUAUUUGGUCGCUCGUGGCUUUUCGUGAACAUCCUUGGCUUUGUUGCCCUCGGUCUCGAGAGCACGUUACCCAUUCCGCAGCUCAUCAGCAACUAUAAGCAGAAGUCUCUGUAUGGUUUCCGCAUGUCUACAUUGAUCGGCUGGGUAGGCGGUGACGCAUUCAAGUGAGUACUAUUCGUUAUAGGACAGCAUAAGUUGCUACUAAGUUCUCUUCAGGACUGUGUACUUCUUUCUGCAGAAUAACCCUCUGCAAUUCAAGGUGUGCGCCAUAUUCCAACUUUCAGUCGACUUCGGUGCGUUCGAACU